Podarcis raffonei (Aeolian wall lizard) is the source of this 2140-nucleotide messenger RNA. RefSeq names its product Josephin domain containing 2 (gene JOSD2). Bases 172 to 735 code for a protein of 187 amino acids. NCBI's taxonomy places the organism in Eukaryota, Metazoa, Chordata, Lepidosauria, Squamata, Lacertidae. The transcript is spliced from 5 exons. The record is from RefSeq and is a predicted model, not a curated record. Gene Ontology annotation, molecular function: cysteine-type deubiquitinase activity. Gene Ontology annotation, biological process: protein deubiquitination.
UGCUCGCUGGGAAUGGUAGUUCUCCGCCCACGCCCUUUGCACUGUCAGCCUGGCCUUGAAAGGAAGCGGCUCCCGGGGAUGGGCACGGCGCGGAGUUUUAGUUGCUGGAGUCCCAGCUUCGCGAGGGGCUGAUCUCUUGCAGGAAGAACCUCCUGGACCUGCGUAGAUGUGAUGUCCGGGUCCGGACGAAACGAAGCUCCUGGGGUUUACCAUGAGCGGCAGCGGCUGGAGCUGUGUGCCGUCCAUGCCCUCAACAACGUCCUGCAGGAACGAAUAUUCACGCAAGAGGCGGCGGAUGAGAUCUGCAAGAAGCUGGCCCCAGAUGCCAGGUGGAACCCGCACCGCAGCUUUCUGGGAACCGGUAACUAUGAUGUCAACGUCAUCAUGGCAGCUCUUCAGAGUGUGGGUCUAGAAGCCAUCUGGUGGGACAAACGGAGGCCCCUAGAGCAGCUCUCCCUGGAGGGGGUUCUUGGCUUCAUCAUCAACGUCCCGUCCAACGUGUGUCUGGGCUUCCUGUCCCUCCCAGUGAGGCGUCGCCACUGGAUCGCCGUGCGCCAGCUUGACGGCACCUACUACAACCUUGACUCCAAGCUGAAGGGUCCGGCUCCAAUCGGUGGUGAAUCUGACCUCAGGGUGUUCCUGCAGGAAAUACUAUCCCAGGGCCCUUGCGAGCUGCUGCUGGUCGUGCCCCAUGAGUCGAGCGAAGCUGGGAACUGGCUGAGCACAGUCAGGUGACCCCUGGCGCCUAUGGAUCCACGUUGGGGCCUGCCCUGAAGCACUCUGCCCCACCCUGUUGUGCUGGCUGCUGCAUGCGUUGUGGGGGAGGAAGAAACUGCACGUCCUCCCGUUUCUACACUGCCAGUCUGGGAGUGACAGUACGAGAUCCGUCCUCCUCCCCUCUCCAGGAAAUAGGAGUCCCCAGCUUCCCCCUUGCUUUUUAAAGACUUGGCCUGUCCUGGGACAGUGUGGAAUAAAGGAUGCAAUGCCCAAAUGGUGGCAGGUCUCCUGGCGCGACCAGUUAAGACCUUUGAGAUGAGUCAUGCUAUGUCUUCCAACAGCGACCAACCAGAUCUUUGAAGGGUGUGUGUGUAUAUGUGUCUAGCUUUACAGGCAGGCUAUGAUGGUUCUGUCCAACCCUUGUGCGUUUCCUGGCAUGUGGCAGUCGGUGAUAUAAAUGUGUCUGACUACCCGGUUCUGCUUCCAGCCACUGUGGCAUAGCAGACCUCUCUUCUCUGCUUAUACGUGAUCCCUUUCGUGAAAAGCCAUUUCUGCUAGUGCAUCACAGCGAGUUCCUUGGGCUAACCGAGGACUUCCUUUGCCUUUUGCCUUAAAUUUGCUGCCUCUUCAUUUUGGGGCGAGGUGCUGGGUGCCUCCAAAGGGAGGAUAUUGGGAGGGGCAAUUUGCAGGACGUCUCGUUUUCUUUUUUUCCUGCAGAAGGCCGUAGGAAUGAUAUAUGGGGUUAAGAACUAUCGAGUGGCUGUCUUGAUGAGUGAAGUUGGGAAAGAGGGAGAAAAGGAGUGUGAAAGGGCAAUUUUGUUAGCACGUCCGGGGAUCCAGUUGGCUAGAGGAAUUAUUGGGCUGGAGUUGCAGAUUGGCUUGCACAGAGAUGCAAGGCUGCAAGCACUUAACUCCUGGGCCUGUAAUUGCUGGCUAACAUAAAUUAAACCAGGAAGCUUCUCCCAACAAUGUUAGGUGAUCUGUCUGUUGGAUUUCUACCUGUUCCAAAGCACAGGUUGGAUUGGGGUAAGGGGAAGAGGUAGGUUUUUGUUUUUAUUUUUGGGGGUGGAGGGAGUCUUCUUAAAGGAAAAGGUGUGCUUCUCAUCCUCCGGGAGGAAAAUUGCAAAGGGGUACAUGGCGUUCCUUGCAGUAGGUCAGAAAUGAGUGGGGGCUGCACAGCUUUUCCGUCGCAGUCAGGAAGUGAGGCUAGUACCUUGCCCAGCUCUCUCUCUCGCUCCCCCCCCCCUGUAAUAAUCCUUCCAGUCUUUAUGCUUUGUUUAGCAAUGUGUGCUGUCCUUUUCCUGACAAGGAAAAUAUCCCUCCUCUUCCAAAACACAAGAACCUUUUAAAGUUCUCGGAGAACCGAAAAAGAAGGAAAAACUAAAUGAUGCAAAACCAAUAAAACGUGUGCUGGAGUUUGUGA